Molecule: messenger RNA, 362 nt
Organism: Drosophila simulans
Lineage: Eukaryota; Metazoa; Arthropoda; Insecta; Diptera; Drosophilidae
Gene: Sfp24Bd
Product: kunitz-type serine protease inhibitor homolog beta-bungarotoxin BF B2 chain
Exons: 2
Coding region: 9-344 (111 amino acids)
Molecular function (GO): serine-type endopeptidase inhibitor activity
Source: RefSeq, a predicted model, not a curated record
CACUUGAAAUGAAAUUACUCUCUACGGCUUUCCUAAUAGGUACCUUAAGUGCCAUUUGUCUGGGACAAAAGGAACCCAUAUGCAGGUCUGAUCCGAGUGUUGUAGGAAAUUGUGGGCAUAAAAUUAAAGGGUAUACCUAUGAAUGCCGGAUAAAUAGUUGCAAGAAGUUCCGGGCGAAGGCAUGUAAGGUAACUGGAAACUUUUUCCGUAGCAGGGAUGCGUGCAAUGCGAAGUGCAAGGACACCGGAAAGCCUGCUCAAAGCGGAGUCUUCGAAUUCUUCAAUCGAACUGUGUCGCAGUUUCUGCAGAUGAUCUUAAGCCUGAUGAGUUGGGCCGGAUUUUGAGUCAAUAAACUAUAAAUC